Molecule: messenger RNA, 1703 nt
Organism: Suricata suricatta (meerkat)
Lineage: Eukaryota; Metazoa; Chordata; Mammalia; Carnivora; Herpestidae
Gene: CXCL14
Product: C-X-C motif chemokine ligand 14
Exons: 5
Coding region: 1-564 (187 amino acids)
Biological process (GO): cell chemotaxis; antimicrobial humoral immune response mediated by antimicrobial peptide
Cellular component (GO): extracellular region
Molecular function (GO): chemokine activity
Source: RefSeq, a predicted model, not a curated record
AUGCGAAUCAGAAAAGCAGCGCCCUUCAGCAGCCUCUCAAGUGACCGGAGCAGCCGAGCGGAUUUAAAAGAGGCCUGGGCGGGCGGAGGGAGGCUUCGGAGAGCGCGCGGAGUCCAGAGCGCAGCGCAGCCGGCACCCGGCACCCACCGACGGGCGCAGCGGGGCCGAGCGGAGCCGGAGGCGCGCCCCGGGCAGAGAGAGCUAAGCCGGCCGGCCGGGCGCCCUCCCCAGUCCGUGCUCCCGCGCCGCGCCCCUGCGGCCAGCAUGAGGCUCCUGUCGGCCGCGCUGCUCCUGCUGCUCCUGGCGCUGUGCGCCGCACGCGUGGACGGGUCCAAAUGCAAAUGCUCCCGAAAGGGGCCCAAGAUUCGAUACAGCGACGUGAAGAAGCUGGAAAUGAAGCCAAAGUACCCGCACUGCGAGGAGAAGAUGGUUAUCAUCACCACCAAGAGUGUGUCCAGGUACCGGGGUCAGGAGCACUGCCUGCACCCCAAGCUGCAGAGCACCAAGCGGUUCAUCAAGUGGUACAACGCCUGGAAUGAGAAACGCAGGGUCUACGAAGAGUAGGGCGAAAAAUCCCUCAUGGGAAACCUUCACACCAGCUGGGAGAGGAGCAAAGGACUCUGCAGAUAAAAAACAAACCCUUCCUUUCUCACAGGCAUAAGACACAAAUUAUAUAUUGUUACAAAGCACUUUUUACCAAGGGUCAGUUUUUACAUUUUAUAGCUGUGUGGGAAAGGCUUCCAGAUGUGAGACCCUUCUCUCUUGUGCUCCAGACUUCAUCACACACUGCUUUUUACCGAAAGGGGGGAAACUCAUGCCUUUCCUUUGUAUUAAAAAAAAAAAUGCUUUUUUGUAUUUGUCCAGACAUCGCUACAUCUGAGCUUUAUAAGCGCCUGGGAGGAACACAGAGCUUGGUUGAAACAUUUCAUAGCAGCGUUGCUCCACUGCUAAUGUGGGGCGCUUCCGCCCAGAGGUCCUGGGGCCUCCACACAGCUGCCAUGGGCUCUCCUGGGCUCAGGGUUGGUCACGGCCUCAGGGGGACUCCACAGUGGCCCCAGUCACCAGGCAAGCAGAAGCGCAUCUCUCUGCAUCUGUUUUUUGAGGGACUCAAGUUUGUCCGCCUCAGGAAGGCACUUGAUUCCCCCGCCCCAAAUCCCGGUUCAUUUUUACCAGGAAACAAUCAUAAGAUUCUGGGAUGGCAGAGCAUAGAGCCCUUCGGGAAGGGGUUGCAUCUUCUUCUUGUGAAAGGUUGGUUCACUGCUCCAGUAUUUACUGCUCUGGAAGCACGUGAAGUUCCCAACACUGGUAGCAAAACCUUACAUGAAAUCUUAAAAACAUACCAAUCCACACACGGGAUGCCGCUAGGAACACUCACGCUGUUGGUGAUGGACAACCUUCAUGUUUCCCUUUCUCCUCGCGACAGAACAUGUGGGAUGGCAUUCUACCUGGGACCCCCUGUGUAGUUCUUCAAUUUAAACAGCACAGUCCUCUCUUAAAAGCGAAGACGACCACACACACUCUCUCCUUUGUACAUAGCCCCUUAAGAACGCCCCCUCCAUACCCUGCCCCUUCACUAUAUGCCUCAUUGUCCUGCUGUGUCAUAUGCUUUGCACGUGUCAGAAACCAUUAGCGUUGCAUGCAGGUUUCAUAUUCUUUCUAAGACAAAAAGAAAAGUAAUAAAAUAUAUUUGAAAUGUACCCAAA